AUGGCGGCCAUGACAGUGGCCCUAUGCGCCUUCGCCCUGUUCCUUUGUGCUUCACAUGGACGAAGAAGAAGAAGAUGGCGCAGCAGCCACUGGAGCUAUGGUUUCGUCCCCGACCCAGUCAUACAGCUCGAGAAUCCUGGCGCGAUGAUGCUCGCGGGCUCUGGAGGACUCGAUGGCGAUCACUGUGAUGAUGGAGGAAGCAGCAUGUUUAGCAGGGAGCAGAGUGGGAUGAAUCCGGUGUGGAAGAAGAACAUCCUGAUGGGAGGAAAGUGUCAGCUUCCUGACUUUUCAGGUGUUAUUAUAUACGACUCUGAUGGCAAUCAUGUCACUCCACCUUCCAACAAAAACUGCCCUAGGCUUACCUGGAAAUGA
Linum tenue is the source of this 372-nucleotide messenger RNA. Lineage: Eukaryota; Viridiplantae; Streptophyta; Magnoliopsida; Malpighiales; Linaceae. The record is from the annotation of a GenBank genome assembly.